AUGCCACCAAUACUAAGCUCAAUCAUUAGAGACGAAGUUGAGCACAUCGAGGGUGCUUCAAAUGCUCAAUUAUCUGCUAUCGAUGGAAUAGCUAAAGAAUUUGAUUUAACUGUCGAAAAACUCAGAGAAAUUAUCAAGUAUUUUUGUAAUGAAAUGGAUAAGGGACUUGAAAAGACUGGAAUGAAUGUUGCGAUGAUUCCUAGUUUUGUGACUGGUGCUCCAACUGGUAAGGAAGUUGGCACUUUUCUCGCUCUAGAUCUUGGAGGCACAAAUCUUCGCGUUUGUGAGUUUACUUUUGAAGGAGAAGGAGUUGUAAAAUCCAAGCAACAUAAAUAUAGAAUAACUGAAGCCCAGAGAACUGGUUCUGGACGUCAAUUGUUUGAUUUCAUAGCAGAUUGCGUCGACAAAUUCUUGGCUGAAUUUGUAACAGAUUAUUCCGAAAAUACUAAAAUAUUUAAAAUGGGUUUCACUUUUUCGUUUCCUGUGGAGCAAACAGCCAUCAAUAAAGGGACUUUAAUAAAAUGGACAAAAGGAUUUACAUGUUCUGAUAGUGAAAAUAAAGAUGUGGUGUUUAUGCUUCAGGAAGCAUUGAACCGCAAAGGAGUUCCUGCUGUAGUUUCGGCUUUAGUCAAUGACACUGUGGGUACCCUUUUAUCUCAUUCUUACAAAGACCCCAAAACUUUUAUUGGAAUUAUUUAUGGAACUGGUACUAAUGGUGCAUACUAUGAGAACAUUUCCAAAAUUAAAAAAUUAAAUAAAAUUCCAGAUGCUUCAGGAAAAAUGAUUAUUAAUGUAGAAUGGGGUGCUUUUGAUAGUGAAAAAAAAAUUAUCCCAAUCACGAUGUUCGACAACAAACUCGAUCGUGAAUCGAAUAAUCCGCAUUCUCAAAUAUUUGAAAAAAUGAUAUCUGGAAUGUAUCUCGGAGAGAUAGCACGCAAUAUCAUACUGCAUCUCAUUGACCGCAGGUUACUUUUCGAUGGAUAUUCUUCAAAAGAUCUCAACAGGAACUACUCUUUUGAGACAGAAUACAUGUCCGUUAUCGAGGCUGAUGGAAGUCAUACGCUAGAUGAUACCAAAAAAGUUUUAGAAGAGUCAUUAAACAUUCCUUCCACCACGCUUACCGAUCGUCAAAUUGUUAAGAGAGUCUGUCAAAUUGUUGGUUUACGUGCUGCAAGAUUAUCGUCUACGACAUUGGCUGCUGUUAUCAUUCACUGUGGCGUGGUGGAAUGUGGAGUCAGUGUUGGGAUUGAUGGUACUUUAUUUGAACUUUAUCCUCAUUUUAGUGCGCGUCUUGAAACUGCUUUACGAGAAUUGUUUGGAACGAACUUUGACAAGGUUAAAAUUAGUUUGGCUCGUGAUGGAUCAGGAGUUGGUGCUGCACUAGCGGCUAUGUUAGCCACGGAAUAG
This is a messenger RNA of Racocetra persica, 1407 nucleotides long. The record is from the annotation of a GenBank genome assembly. Lineage: Eukaryota; Fungi; Glomeromycota; Glomeromycetes; Diversisporales; Gigasporaceae.